GCCCGCCUGUAGAUGGAGCAACCUCAAGAAUCCACGUUCGUUCAUUUGAUCAUACUUCAGAGGUCGAAUUUUGCGCGAGGAAGAUUCGGAAACAAGCAUAAUCACUCUAGCAGCGCAUUGCAGGACUUACGUCGAGGAGACCCAACAUGGCGUCGUUCUUUUCUUUUGCCUCACCGGUCGAUGUCGACGUCCGGCUAGAAGGAGAGGACCAGCGCAAGCAGGUGGAAAUCAAGAUGGACAAGGACCGUCGCGAGAACUGUCCUGUCUAUUUCGAUGGAGAGAGCGUCAGAGGAACCGUCUCGGUACGCAUGCGAGAUGGGAAGAAGCUCGCACAUGACGGCAUAAAGAUUGAAUUCGUCGGCAGCAUCGAACUCUUCUACGACCGAGGGAAUCACUACGAAUUCCUCUCACUUGUACAAGAGCUGGCUUCGCCAGGGGAGAUGCGUGCUGCUUCCUCCUUUGAUUUCGAGUUCAAGAAUGUUGAGAAAGCGUACGAAUCGUACAACGGCAUUAAUGUCAAGUUGCGCUACUUCAUCCGUGUCACCAUCUCCCGGCGAUUAGCAGACGUGAUCAAGGAGAAGGACCUUUGGGUGCACAGCUACCGCAUGCCACCGGAUAGCAACAGCUCCAUCAAAAUGGAAGUUGGCAUCGAAGAUUGCUUGCACAUCGAAUUUGAGUACAACAAGAGCAAGUACCAUCUCAAGGACGUCAUCGUCGGCAAGAUCUACUUUUUGCUCGUGCGCAUCAAGAUCAAACAUGCCGAGUUGAGCGUCAUUCGAAGAGAGACAACAGGCGCAGCUCCGAACCAAUACAACGAGAGCGAAACCAUCACAAAGUUCGAGAUUUUAGACGGCGCGCCUGUUCGAGGAGAGAGCAUCCCGAUACGGUUAUUCCUAGGUGGCUUCGAAUUAACUCCAACGUUCCGCGACGUGAACAAGAAAUUCAGUACACGGUACUACCUCAAUCUGGUCCUCAUCGACGAAGAGAAUCGGCGAUAUUUCAAGCAGCAGGAGAUCACUGUAUACCGAGCGCCGCAUGAUUGAAGUGCAUCAUUGCGGGUGUACAAAUCGCCAUACCCUUGGCGUGCAGUUUGCCCGAAGGGAACCGGCGGAAGGCGA
Molecule: messenger RNA, 1118 nt
Organism: Tilletiaria anomala UBC 951
Lineage: Eukaryota; Fungi; Basidiomycota; Exobasidiomycetes; Georgefischeriales; Tilletiariaceae
Product: putative PEP8-vacuolar protein sorting/targeting protein
Exons: 7
Coding region: 147-1043 (298 amino acids)
Biological process (GO): intracellular protein transport; retrograde transport, endosome to Golgi
Cellular component (GO): retromer complex; endosome
Source: RefSeq, a predicted model, not a curated record